GACACCCCCUGGUUUACACACUGAAGAUCCAGCCCCCCCGGAGCUGAUCUGAUCUGGCACCAUGUGUGACGAUGAAGAGACCACCGCCCUGGUGUGUGACAACGGCUCCGGCCUGGUGAAGGCUGGCUUCGCCGGGGAUGACGCGCCCCGCGCCGUCUUCCCCUCCAUCGUUGGUCGCCCACGUCACCAGGGCGUCAUGGUCGGAAUGGGACAGAAGGACUCCUACGUUGGGGAUGAAGCGCAGAGCAAAAGAGGCAUUCUGACCCUGAAGUAUCCCAUCGAACAUGGCAUCAUCACCAACUGGGACGACAUGGAAAAGAUCUGGCACCACUCCUUUUACAACGAGUUGCGGGUGGCCCCGGAGGAGCACCCCACCCUGCUGACAGAAGCCCCCCUCAACCCAAAGGCCAACCGAGAGAAAAUGACUCAGAUCAUGUUUGAGACUUUUAAUGUCCCCGCCAUGUACGUGGCCAUCCAGGCCGUGCUGUCCCUGUACGCCUCGGGACGAACCACAGGUAUUGUCCUGGACUCUGGUGACGGUGUGACCCACAACGUGCCCAUCUAUGAGGGUUACGCUCUUCCUCACGCCAUCAUGCGGCUGGACUUGGCCGGUCGUGACCUCACAGAUUACCUCAUGAAGAUCCUCACGGAACGGGGUUAUUCUUUCGUUACAACAGCUGAGAGAGAAAUCGUGCGUGACAUCAAGGAGAAGCUUUGCUACGUGGCUCUGGACUUUGAAAAUGAGAUGGCCACCGCCGCCUCCUCCUCCUCCCUGGAGAAGAGCUACGAGUUGCCCGACGGUCAGGUCAUCACCAUCGGAAAUGAGCGCUUCCGCUGCCCGGAGACCAUGUUCCAACCCUCAUUCAUCGGCAUGGAAUCUGCCGGCAUCCAUGAAACCACCUACAACAGCAUCAUGAAGUGCGACAUUGACAUCCGCAAGGACCUGUACGCCAACAACGUCCUCUCCGGGGGGACCACGAUGUACCCGGGCAUUGCUGACCGGAUGCAGAAGGAAAUCACCGCUUUGGCCCCCAGCACCAUGAAGAUCAAGAUCAUCGCUCCUCCUGAGAGGAAGUACUCUGUGUGGAUCGGCGGCUCCAUCCUCGCCUCUCUGUCCACCUUCCAGCAGAUGUGGAUCAGCAAGCAGGAGUAUGACGAGGCCGGACCUUCCAUCGUCCACAGGAAGUGCUUCUAAGCACAGAGCCCCUCAUCUCGGAGCCCCCCACCCCCCGCCCACGCACACACUGCAGCAAUGCACGUCUUGUCAAAAAGUCUUUGUUUACGCAAGAUCAAUUUGUAUACGUUUAUAAAUAAACCAGUGCUCGACCUAU
Molecule: messenger RNA, 1331 nt
Organism: Nematolebias whitei (Rio pearlfish)
Lineage: Eukaryota; Metazoa; Chordata; Actinopteri; Cyprinodontiformes; Rivulidae
Product: actin, alpha cardiac muscle 1
Exons: 7
Coding region: 62-1195 (377 amino acids)
Source: RefSeq, a predicted model, not a curated record